CCGUUACUUUGAAAUUCUCCGCCUCAGCAGAUUCCCUCUCUUCUAUUAAAUCUUUCUUUUCUUUAAUCGCCUUUUUCUCUUCCUUCCUUUCUCAAGCGAAGAAUCUCUUUCUCUCUUCGAUCACUUCCCUUCCCUUUCUCUUCGUCAGAUUCUUUAUUUUUCUCUUUCGUGUACUUUUUAAUUAGCGAUGCCUAUUGUCUUGCCUUGUUCAUUCUGCCUCUCUUCUCUUCUUUUCGUUUCUCAUCAUAUCUUCUUGCGUUUCAUUCUCUCCCUUUCUAGUUUCUACAUCGCCUUGCUUCUCUUUCAAUCUCAUGCCUCCUCCUAAUUCAGGUGUCCACCAUAUUUCUAAUCCUUGCAUUUAUGGAGACUUUGUUUCUUCGUACGCAGAGAGAAAGUCUCGGUUUAUGAAGUGGCUGGGUAAGCUUUUUAAAAGUGGGUCUAAUCGUGGAGGUGCUCGUGGUGGAAUUGGCGGCCGCGCACAUCCACAGCUUUUAGGGGAAGAAAACGUAGUUUGGAGUGCACCAGCAAGAUCUGUGGAUGAUCGUUCUAGAACUGGGAAGGAGCGGGGGGAUGCCAUUGCACUUGCUAUGGCUGAAGAUUGGAAGCAACCAAGUGGAUGUAAUCGGGGAACAAAUGAUCAAGAUCUAGCAAGAUCGCUUCAGGAUACCCUUAAUUCAUCUUCAUUUCCUUCAUAUGGCACUCCACAAUAUUGUCACAGGAAUUUGAGGUUAUGUAGCGGCUGCCAACGUGACAUUGGCUAUGACAAUUAUUUGGGAUGCAUGGGAAAAUUUUUUCAUCCAGAGUGCUUUUGCUGUCGUUCUUGUGGUUACCCAAUCACUGAGACCGAGUUUUCUUUGUCAGGGAAGGAUCCAUAUCACAAGUCUUGUUUCAAAGAGAUGACUCAUCCCAAAUGUGAAGUCUGCCACCAAUUUAUCCCUACAAACGCAGCUGGUUUGAUUGAGUAUAGGUGCCAUCCAUUUUGGUCCCAAAAGUAUUGUCCAUCACAUGAGCAUGACAACACAGCUCGAUGCUGCAGUUGUGAACGUCUGGAGUCUAGGGAUGCUAGAUACUAUUCUUUGGAAGAUGGCCGCAGAUUGUGUUUAGAAUGCAUGGAAUCGGCUAUCAUGGAUACUGGUGAUUGCCAACCCCUUUACCACGCCAUCAGGGACUAUUAUGAAGGAAUGCAUAUGAAACUGGACCAGCAAAUUCCCAUGCUUCUAGUUCAAAGACAGGCACUCAAUGAAGCCAUUUUUGGAGAGAAGAAUGGCUACCACCAUAUGCCCGAGACAAGGGGUCUAUGUCUCUCAGAAGAGCAGACUGUCGCUAGUAUUCAAAAGAGACCAAGAAUUGGAGGCCACCGACUGGUAGGAAUGAGAACCGAACCCCGAAAGCUGACUCGGAAAUGUGAAGUUACAGCUAUUCUUGUUCUUUAUGGUCUUCCAAGACUGCUAACGGGUGCUAUUCUUGCUCACGAGUUGAUGCAUGGGUGGUUACGCCUCAAAGGAUACCGCAAUCUUAAUCCUGAGGUAGAGGAAGGAAUCUGUCAAGUGCUCUCAUACAUGUGGCUCGAAUCAGAAUUGCCCGGAUCUAAAGACAUGCCAUCCACAUCCACAUCCACAUCCACAUCAGCAGCUUCCUCUUCCUCUUCCUCAUCCUCUUCCUCAUCCUCUUCGAAGAAGGGCGGGAAGUCCCAAGUAGAAAAAAAACUGGGUGAUUUUUUCAUGCAUCAAAUCGCCCAUGAUGCCACUCCAGCUUAUGGGGAAGGAUUCAGGUCCGCUAAUGCUGCUGUCAGCAAGUAUGGUUUACGUCGCACCCUGGACCACAUACGCCUUACUGGCAAUUUCCCAUUAUAAUUCUAAAGCUCACGUAUGCUUCUUUUCUUUUCCUUAGUCCCCUAUGAUCACACUGUUUUGCUGCUCCUCAAGUAGGAUUGAGCUCAUAACAGAAGAUUGGACAGCUCCCCCUUAAUUUUCACGGGGUCCAGGGACGUUGCGUGUCCCACAAAAAAUAUAUUCCGAGUUCAAUAAAUAAUCGUAUCCUAUUCUUAUCA
Molecule: messenger RNA, 2050 nt
Organism: Populus nigra (black poplar)
Lineage: Eukaryota; Viridiplantae; Streptophyta; Magnoliopsida; Malpighiales; Salicaceae
Product: protein DA1-related 2
Exons: 12
Coding region: 312-1853 (513 amino acids)
Molecular function (GO): ubiquitin binding
Source: RefSeq, a predicted model, not a curated record